UAUUUGGAGUGGAACCUCUCAUCCCAACCACAUCUCCCGUCAUUUGAUCCCAACCACAUCCCAUCGGGCCUGCACCUAUCUUCGACUACUUCAAUAUGAAAUUCAAACCCCAACAUCCACCACCACCACCACCACCACGCCUUCACUCCUCAGCCAGCCUGCCACCUCCUCGCUUCCCGUCGUCUCGCCACACAAAUCCCUCGCCCAUGUCUCGACCUCCCCUACUUGAGGAUCUGCCCGAGAACGAGCCAUGGCCACCGGUUCCGCCCGACGCGGAUUUUGGUACGUUGGACGUUGAAACGCCCGAGCUUGCGGUCACUGCAAACAGCAUGAUCUACCGUCUUAAAGGGCAGCCCUCCAAGAUCUUCAAGCUCCAUGGCGAAUUCCGAGAAUACCAGCUUCAAAAGGCCGCCGGGGACUGCGCCAUUCCAGUCCAUGGGAAAGUGACCAGCAAGCCGAAAAUCGGAAACGGCAAGCUCCAAUUCUACGGCUUCAUCAUGGAUCUCGCGACUCCUAUUUCAACACCCGGGACCGUGGCGCCGUCGCAACGCCGUACCAUCAUGCACCAGAUGAUUCGUAUCGUUGAGCGGCUGCACUCCAAACGCAUCAUUCACGGCGAUGUCAAGCUGGAGAAUAUGCUCCUCGAUCACCAUGGUCAGGUUCGGCUUUGUGACCUCGGCGAGGGGCGGUAUAUCGCCGAGGAUGAGCGUCUCUGGAAUGGAUCUUCGACCAAGCAUUUCGAGUCGCCGAAUAGGCUGCAACGGGCAAGACAAACUGGACGCGAUCCACCGCCGCCUACCAUAGAGGAUGACAUGUACGGCCUUGGCCUGAGCAUCUGGCAGCUGCAUACCGGGGGGAUCCCGCAUGGGGAUAUCGCCGGUGACACCUUGGAGCUCGAGGGAAGACAGGAGAAGAGACAAACAGUCAGCGUCGCUGCCGUGCAGGAUCCGGAGGCCUGUGAGAUUAUCACAAGCCUUCUUCGUAGGGGAGGAGCUCAAGUUUAGUGCAAUGUAUGGUGUUGGUGGUUCUUUGUGUAGCAGUAUUAAGUCGUUAUACACCGGGAAUGGAACAUUUGCUUUGCUACCUACCUACUUGACACGUCAUGUGCUGCUAUUCUAGCACCAGACGUGUCCUGAGUCAUGUUGGCUUCAAUCCCUAGUACCUAGGUAGCAAAUUGAACUUACC
Molecule: messenger RNA, 1185 nt
Organism: Chaetomium strumarium
Lineage: Eukaryota; Fungi; Ascomycota; Sordariomycetes; Sordariales; Chaetomiaceae
Product: kinase-like domain-containing protein
Exons: 1
Coding region: 96-1004 (302 amino acids)
Biological process (GO): protein phosphorylation
Molecular function (GO): ATP binding; protein kinase activity
Source: RefSeq, a predicted model, not a curated record